GCUAAACAAUGUUGAGUGUCUAAAAUAGUAGGUGCAAAUUUGUCCGAUAUUUGAUGUAAGGUAUGAAACUUGUAUGCAAGAAAAAGUAAAGCUCUCGCCCAAAUAUUGAAGAAAUGUGUGGAGCAUUCAUUGAUGUAUGUGACAAAUGAGUAAAAAUGUGACAUUUACUUGCUACAAACUACAGGAAUGAGUGUCUGCAGUUUAACAAAUGACAUUCCUGGAGAUGAAAGAAAAGAUAUUGUGAGAAGAUAUGAAUUGGGACGUCAUGAUAAUGCCCACAUAUACCCUUGGGAAGAUCCUGGGUUUGAAGUUUAUCAUGUAACUGAUAGAUAUGGGUUUCUGCAUAAUCAUCGGCUUCCGGAGAAGUUAACUGCUCAUGAAACUAAAGUGAGAGAAAUUGAAAGUGAAAGGCUAAAUAAAUGGCUGAAAAUGUUAAAAAAUUGGGAUAAAUACAGUGGUGGAGAAAAGUUAAGAAGACGCAUAUACAAAGGAAUACCAAAUGCAGUUCGUGGUGAAGUCUGGUGUCGUGUUCUUGAAGUAACUCAAAUAAAGCAGGAACAAGAGGGCAAAUACUUAGAAAUGAGAGAUAAAGCAAAACUUUUAUCUCCUGAUAUUAAGCAAAUUGAUUUAGAUGUAAAUCGUACUUACAGAAAUCAUAUAAUGUUUCGAGAGAGAUAUUGUGUAAAGCAACAAGCUUUAUUUAAUGUUCUGGCAGCAUAUUCUAUAUAUAAUAUGGAAAUUGGGUACUGCCAAGGAAUGAGUCAAAUUGCAGCCCUUCUGCUUAUGUAUAUGAAUGAAGAAGAAUCAUUUUGGGCAUUAUCCAGGCUUAUGAGUGAUGAUAAACAUGCCAUGCAUGGGUUUUUCAUCCCUGGUUUUCCAAAACUACAGAGGUUCCAAGAGCACCAUGAUAAAAUACUUACUCGGUUUUUGCCAAAGCUGAAAAAACAUUUAGAUAAAUAUGAAAUUCAUACCAGCCUAUAUACACUGAAAUGGUUUUUUCAAUGUUUCCUUGAUAGAGUACCUUUUACUUUGACUUUGAGACUGUGGGAUAUUUAUAUGUAUGAAGGUGAAAUUGUUUUAACUGCUAUGUCUUACACCCUCUUGAAACUCCAUCGAAAAACACUUUUGAAAAUGAACAUGGAAGACUUGGUUGAAUUUCUUCAAGUGAAACUUGAACAAGAUUUUGGAUAUCACGAUGAUGCUGCAGUAGAUGCUCUUCAAGCUUCCAUUGAAGAACUACAUAAGCAUAAAUUAGAUCAUCCAGGUAGAGCACCUCCACAUGAACUUCCUCAAAAACCAUUUGGCUUGAUAGAGUCAUUUUUGCACAUAGAAGAUAAAUCUGAAGAAGUAAUUGAAAUUAACUGUCAAGAAGCAAAGCAGAAUGGAAUAAACAAUCAUGAAGUUACUAAUGGCUCUCAUUCACCUGUAUGGAAGCGAAGAGAUGAAUUGGGAUCAGAUGGUUUUGACCAAACUGAUAAUGUUAACAGUAUAAGGUACUGUAAAGGUUCAGAUACAAUUGAAAAUGACAAUGGAAGUUCAAUUGUUGAUCCCUUGAGCUCUCGAAAUUCUUUAGCUGAAACUUCUCAAACUUCAGUUGCUGACCUAUCAGCUUUAUCUGGCUUUUCAAGUCCAAGUACAACACUAACAAGGCAUAAGGAAUGUCAUGAUGAUAGCACAUCACCUCAGAGUCCAGCUACUCGUCCUACUGAACUGCGACGUACCUUAUCCAUGUAUGAUAAUGUUGACUCCAAAAUUUCAGCAAGUAUUAUUACUAGACAAUCGCCAAUUGCCUCAAGAGCUCAUUCGCCUGAUGCUGUAAGAGUUUUUGUGCCAUAUGAAUGUUCACCUACUUCUAAAGCUCCUUCAUCAUCAACGUUACUUCAGGAUCGCUCGCCUUCUCGUUGUACUUCUAUGACUCCUCCAAAUGGUGACAUCACACCAACAAAUCAAGAUCCUAAUAAAAUUACUAUUCAAGUAAAUUUAGAUUAUAACUCAAAGGAAAUGCCAAAUGGAAAUGUAGAUUACUAA
This is a messenger RNA of Uloborus diversus, 2028 nucleotides long. Its product is annotated as USP6 N-terminal-like protein. Lineage: Eukaryota; Metazoa; Arthropoda; Arachnida; Araneae; Uloboridae. The transcript has 14 exons. The record is from RefSeq and is a predicted model, not a curated record. The coding region runs from base 187 to 2028 and encodes 613 amino acids.